AUGCUGUCCGGUGCAGUUCGAUCGCCGCUGAGAUCUUCCUUCUUGCCCUCCGAGCUUCGCCUUUCCCCCACUUACACCGUCCAAUCUCGCCUCUUCCACCUCUCCAGCCGUCUAUCUCAAGAAGAUAAGCCAAAGACCGAGAAGCCAGCCUCGGGUGCUGCUGCGACCGACGCCAAGGAGAAGAAGCCCGCCGAGGCCGAGUCAGAGAACAAGUCCGAGACCAAGCCUGAGGAGGAGCAGUCCAAGAAGACCGAGGAGGGUGAGAAGGGUGAGAAUGGCGAGGAUGCCAGCAAGGAAGGAAAGGAAGGCAAGGAGGAGGGUAAGGAAAAGAAGGAGGAUAUCCCUCCUCCCCCUCCUCACGGUGACAAGACUCCCUGGCAGGUAUUCAUGGAGACCAUGAACACCGAGUUCCAGAAGUCGCAAGAGUGGAAUGAGUCAACCAAGCAGAUCGGCGCUGCCGCCAACCAGUUCGCCGAGAGCGAGGGUGUGCGACGUGCUCGCGAGGCCUACGAGAAGUCCACCGGCGCCGUUUCUUCAACUGUUACCAAGGGUGCCAAGGUGACCGCCAGCGCCAUUGGCAAGGGUGCUACUUGGACCUGGGAUACCUCAGUUAUGAAGGGUGUGCGUAAGGCCGCCAACGUGACUGGUGACGCCAUGGACAAGGCUACUCAGCCUAUCCGAAACACUGAGGCUUAUAAGGAUGUUAAGAAUGUCAUCGAUGAUGGCAGCUCUUCACGAUAUGGUGGAUGGAUUGAGAAGGAGGAGCGCCGGAAACGCCGAGAGGCCAUGGAUAAGAAGAGAGGAUUCAAGGCUGGCGAGGUCAUGGAGGAGGAUCCCAAUGCCGGAACCAGCGUCACUGUCCACAAGGAUGCGGCGUGGAAGGAGGCUUGGAGAGAUUUCCGUGAUCAGAACCAGUUUGUGCAGGGUCUCUUCAGCAUGAAGGGCAAGUACGAGGAGUCUGAGAACCCGCUUGUGUCGACAGCCCGAAGUAUUACGGACCGUAUCGCCGGCUUCUUUGCCGAGAACGAGACGGCCAUGGUUAUCAAGAAGUUCCGAGCCAUGGACCCCAGCUUCCAGGUGGAGCCCUUCCUCCAGGAGCUCCGAGAAUACAUUCUCCCCGAGGUGCUGGAUGCCUACGUCAAGGGCGAGACCGAGACACUGAAGCUCUGGCUUUCGGCCGCUCAGUACUCUGUGUACGAGGCCUUGACCAAGCAAUACCUCCAGGCGGGCAUGAAGUCUGACGGAAAGAUUCUCGAUAUCCGAAACGUCGACAUUCUGCGAGCGCGCAUGCUCGACCCUGGUGAGGUUCCCGUUUUUAUCAUUACCUGCCGUACCCAGGAGGUCCACGUCUACCGCAACGCCAAGACCAACGAGCUUGCGGCCGGCAUGGAGGACAAGGUGCAGCUGGUGACUUAUGCCAUUGGCAUCACGCGAGUGCCCGAGGACGUCAACAACCCCGAGACACGGGGAUGGCGUCUGAUUGAGAUGCAGAAGAGCGGACGAGACUGGUACUAA
This is a messenger RNA of Fusarium vanettenii 77-13-4, 1515 nucleotides long. RefSeq lists its product as uncharacterized. Gene Ontology annotation, biological process: protein import into mitochondrial matrix. Gene Ontology annotation, cellular component: mitochondrial inner membrane. The record is from RefSeq and is a predicted model, not a curated record. The transcript is spliced from 2 exons. Gene Ontology annotation, molecular function: protein-folding chaperone binding. Lineage: Eukaryota; Fungi; Ascomycota; Sordariomycetes; Hypocreales; Nectriaceae. Bases 1 to 1515 code for a protein of 504 amino acids.